AUGGCUAUAUCUGCAGUAGAGGCGGCUCAAAAUGAGGGACCGGUGAUAUUGGCUGCAAGUUGGAUCCUGAUUGUCGUUCCUGGUCUGUUCGUUGCGCUGCGACUAUACUGUAAGAUCAUACUUGCGAGGGGAUAUGGGUGGGAUGAUGCCGUUUGUGUUUUUGCUUGGAUGCUGCAACUCGUUUACACUGGCUUGAUUACGAAGGGAGUACAGAUGGGAGUUAUUGGAAGACAUGGCGAAGCUAUCGAGGAUCAAAAUCUCCUACCCCACGCACUGAAACUAGUCUAUAUUGGCUUUGUGAUUAUUAUCUUCGGUUGCGUCUUCGCGAAGACAUCAUUCGUUAUAACUUUGCUGCGGAUAGUAACAAGUCCAUGGCAGAAGAUGGUGCUGUGGUUUAUCAUGAUCAGCAUGAACGCCAUAAUGUGGCUCUGUGGCAUAUGCUACUUGGCUCAAUGCAGGCCAGCGGCUGCACUUUGGAAUACAACACUGAUGGCUACAGCCAAGUGUUGGCCCACUAGUGUCUUUGAGAACAUCGCCUUAACUGCGGGAGGUAAAGUCGAAUCCAAGUCCAGCUUGAACCGCAACGCAAUUUUUAUACUCACACGUUGGUCCUCAGCAUACUCCGGAUGUAUGGACUUUAUCCUCGCUCUAUUCCCUUGGGUAAUCCUCUGGAAACUUCAAAUGAAAAAGCGCGAGAAGUUCGGCAUUAUCAUCGCUAUGAGUAUGGGUAUUUUUGCCUCGGUAGCAGCGUUCAUCAAAACAUCCAAACUCGUCAACGUCUCCAAGCUUAACGACUUCACAUACUACUGCACCCCCAUCGUUCUUUGGGCUUCUGCCGAAACAGGCCUAACAAUAUUCGCCGCUUCAAUCCCAAGCCUCCGCAUCCUCCUCGUACGCAUGCGCUCCUCAAAAGAAGAAACGGAUCCCUACGCAAACUAUUCUGGUAAACGUCGCAGCGCUAUACGCACCGGUAACGGCAAAGACCGAUCGGACCCCUACUAUUAUAUGAAUGGCGACAUGAUAACAUUGAACGACCGAAAGGAUGACGACAGUGGUAAGAGUAUUUUGAGUGACGCGGGAAUCAAGCAGACUCAAGAGAUCUCAGUUACGUAUGAGGUUAUCCCCAAUGAGAGCAAUGAGACAUCAUUCGCGAAUCCGGUUUAUCUUUUCCACCAUGGGAAAAGCACCGUUUGA
This is a messenger RNA of Penicillium odoratum, 1194 nucleotides long. RefSeq lists its product as uncharacterized. NCBI's taxonomy places the organism in Eukaryota, Fungi, Ascomycota, Eurotiomycetes, Eurotiales, Aspergillaceae. Bases 1 to 1194 code for a protein of 397 amino acids. The transcript has 4 exons. The record is from RefSeq and is a predicted model, not a curated record.